This is a messenger RNA of Dentiscutata erythropus, 297 nucleotides long. The record is from the annotation of a GenBank genome assembly. NCBI's taxonomy places the organism in Eukaryota, Fungi, Glomeromycota, Glomeromycetes, Diversisporales, Gigasporaceae.
AUGAAUAUCAAUGAAUCAUUUUUUAGGAAAAGAUGUUUUCAUGGAAAAUGGAAACUCAGUACUCCAAUAGAAAUUAAUAAUAAUGCGCUUGACGGAUCUACAUCGAGUAACGAAUUACAAUCUAUACAGCACCUUUCAAGCUGUUCUCCGAAAUCUCUAAACCAUUUAUUUACUCCAAAAGAUACAUCAAAUAACCUUUUAAAUCAAAUUAGAGAUCUUAAUUAUGCUCCAUGUAGGCAAGGAAUGGAAUGGAUAGAUGGAAGACCUACCAUCAAACACAAUUAUGUGAAAAAAUAA